Molecule: messenger RNA, 1485 nt
Organism: Suillus clintonianus
Lineage: Eukaryota; Fungi; Basidiomycota; Agaricomycetes; Boletales; Suillaceae
Exons: 5
Coding region: 1-1485 (494 amino acids)
Source: RefSeq, a predicted model, not a curated record
AUGCGCAUCAACGGCGGCAGGAAACAGCAGGGUCCUCCACCAGGUCCUCCACCACAACAUCCACCCCUGUCUGGUGGUCCAAAUGAUCCUCCGCCCGUUGCAUUGCACGCCUUGCUGGCAAACUUGACGCCAGAAGUUUUACUUGCUCUUGCGGCACAGGCUGUGCAGGGUCAGCCUCAACAGAAUCUGCCCCGUCAAAAUCACAUACCUCAAUCCCUGCCCCCCAGUGGACAACACGCUAUCCAACCGGACUUAGAAACUGCGUCGGAUGUACAGGCGCUACGGGGUAUAUGCGAGAACCUCCAGCUUGAGGUGAAUCGCCUGAAACGUGCUCACCAAGAUGAUGGUGACGAGGCAGAUGAUGAGGACGAGCCUGUAGAUAAAGGUGUGCGUCAGAAGAAGAAAAAGAAGCUGGCAAAGGGCAAGAUACGGACGUACCUUCUCAACCGUCCUCUUCAAGAACUCUCAGCAGCCGAGAAGACUACACGCGAAGAACUGCAGGAAUGUCUUGAUACAGCGAUUUUCGAUGUCACAGGGACUUCCAUGGACACGAUUGAGACUGAUGAUAGCGAUGGGGGCGACGGUGGAGAAGAUCCACGAGAGGGCGAGAAGUUGCAGUUUGCGUUUGGUGGUGACAAGGGGGUACAAGCAUUGCGCAACAAGAAGAUCAUUGAUCGCGCAGCUAAUAUUGUGUGGAACGAACAACAUGAUCGUGAUGCAGAGACUUGCACCCUCGGACACAAGGACGUCAGUUUCACGAAGAAAGACAUCGUCGCGUUCGCCAAAGACAAGUUUCGGAACUUGAAGCGUAAGUAUGCCGAAGUGACGGACUCUUCUAAACGAGCGAAGCGUCAGAAACAGAAGGUGGUGAACAAGAGGAAGAAGCGCCGUAAGCAGCUUUGCAAGGAUCGAGCGGACCCGUCAGUCAUCGAAGCAUACACCAAAGAAUAUGGCGCGGAUCCGACACUUCUCUUGGAAACCGAGUAUAUGUCUGAAGAGAUAUCAGAGCUCGAAACCGAUAACGAGGAGAAGAAGAAGGCUCACCAUAAGAUCCUAUUGCAGAAAGCUGGCUUCGUUGGGAGUGACGAAGAAGAUGCUGUUGUGUGGGAAGUGGUUCGUCAGGAGUGGAGAUCCAAGGAUUUCAACGACGUCGUGGAGCGGAUCGACAAGAUCAGGCGAAGGCUGCGUCGCGAAGCGAAGAACAAACGAGUCCAUACUAAACGAGUCAACAUCGGAACUGUCAAAGACAACGCACCUGAAAUUCCGGUGUACCCAUUCAUGCUCAGCAACGAUUGGCUGGCCAAGUUCAACCUCGAGAAUCCUGGCGCUUCACUCGAUAUCAAGACGUCCAAUCCGAGAGGCUUUGGACCCAAAGACGAUCAGCCGGACACUCAAGAACAAGAGAACGACGGCCCUGGAACAACUCCCGAAUACGGCGGUGGAGAAGCGAAUUACGGUGAUGAUAUGGAUUAUGGUGACAUGUAG